Cornus florida is the source of this 1369-nucleotide messenger RNA. RefSeq names its product probable carboxylesterase 17. The record is from RefSeq and is a predicted model, not a curated record. The coding region runs from base 251 to 1252 and encodes 333 amino acids. The transcript has a single exon. NCBI's taxonomy places the organism in Eukaryota, Viridiplantae, Streptophyta, Magnoliopsida, Cornales, Cornaceae. Gene Ontology annotation, molecular function: hydrolase activity.
UUUCUUCACUUUCUCUACCCACACCAACAAUUAAAAGAAUAUACAAAUAUUAUCACUUUUACAAGCCAUAUUUAGUAUUAUUAUUAUUGUUAUUUAAAAGACAAGAUUAGAAUGGAAUAUUACACAGAUACAACUCGCUUCACAUGAUCAACCCACCAAUCAAUCCUAUCAUCAUUGCAGUACCUUUCAUUUCAUCGAACCACCAAACAAAACAGAUAUUUUAAUCAGUAGCCAAAACAGACAUCUAUUUAUGCCCAUCACAAUCCCUGCAAUUUCAUGUGCAAUACUUCACCACCACCACUUCCAUUUUCAAGAAAAAAUGUCCUUAGUAGGCGAAGCACCGGGUUUCAUCCAGGCCUUCUCUGACGGAUCAGUCAAACGAUUUGCCUUUGAACAAGCCCCGGCAUGCCCUGAAUCAUCACCAAGAGGAAUUAAGUCCAAGGAUGUGAUCAUUAAUCCGUCAAAGCCGAUAACUGCUAGGAUCUUCCUGCCUGACACCCCUGCAUCCGUUGCUCAGCUUCCGGUUCUUGUUUACUUCCACGGUGGUGGUUUUUGCAUUGGCUCAACCACUUGGAUUGGGUACCACUCUUUCCUCGGAGAAUUAUCUGUUACAUCCAAAUCAAUUGUGUUAUCCGUGGACUACCGUCUUGCACCAGAAAACCGGCUUCCCAUAGCUUAUGAGGACUGCUAUAGCGCACUUGAGUGGCUAAGUCACAAGGAAAGCUCUGACCCGUGGCUGGAAAGAGCUGACCUUUCUCGUGUUUUCCUCUCAGGGGACAGUGCUGGAGGGAACAUCGUUCACCAGGUUGCUGUAAGAACGAUUCAGGACCAAGGCUGUCAUGUCAAGAUCAAAGGAUUGCUGCCGAUUCACCCCUAUUUCGGAAGUGAAAAGAGGACUGAAAGAGAGAGUGAGGAUGGAGCAGCUGGGGAUGUGAAGAUGAAUGACAUGUUUUGGGGACUGAGCGUGCCGGAGGGAUCCGACCGUGAUUAUUACGGAUGCAACUUCGAGACGGCAGAGCUGUCUGCAGCCGAGUGGAGCCAGUUUCCGGCAGUGGUGGUUUUCGUGGCGGGGUUGGACUUCUUGAAGGAAAGAGGAGUGUUGUAUGCGGAGUUUUUAAAGAAGAAAGGGGUGAAAGAAGUGAAGCUGGUGGAAGAGGAGGGUGAGAAUCAUGUAUAUCAUGUGUUUUAUCCUGAAUCAGAGGCUACCGGUUUGCUUCAAAAGUUGAUGAGUGAGUUCAUACAGAGCCUUUAGAAACUCAGAUGCCAUCAAAUCCUCUUGGACUCUCCAAUGUAAGCAAAUCUGUCACCAUACAGAAGUUAGUAAUUGCACUAAUAAAUAUUUAAAUUGCAUAGCAAUUGAAUUUACCUA